This is a messenger RNA of Cyclopterus lumpus (lumpfish), 2168 nucleotides long. It is a transcript of the gene casp3a, whose product is annotated as caspase 3, apoptosis-related cysteine peptidase a. The coding region runs from base 184 to 1029 and encodes 281 amino acids. Gene Ontology annotation, cellular component: cytoplasm. The transcript is spliced from 6 exons. Gene Ontology annotation, biological process: erythrocyte differentiation; neuron differentiation; proteolysis. NCBI's taxonomy places the organism in Eukaryota, Metazoa, Chordata, Actinopteri, Perciformes, Cyclopteridae. The record is from RefSeq and is a predicted model, not a curated record.
GACAGGCGUCGGGGUUUAACUCGAGCGCAUCUCUGCAGCUGCGCGUGACGUCAACGUCUUUGCUUACCAGCCGGGCGCAGCUAGCCAACCUCUCGCGUUAGCAGCUAGCACUAGUCGUCUGUCGGGUUCGUCACACAGGGUGUGUAACUUCACCGCGAGGAUAAUUAAUAAUUAACUAAUAAUAUGUCGGUAAACGGACCCGGAGGAGACUCCACAGACGCAAAGAGUGACGAUGGACAACAGUCAGAGUCGUCUUUGUCUGCUUCUGCCUCCGUGGAUGUGGAUGCAAAGCCCAACGCCCACAGCUUCAGAUACAGUCUGAAUUUCCCCAUCAUCGGCAAGUGCAUCAUCAUCAACAACAAGAACUUCGACAGAAGAACAGGCAUGAAUCAGCGAAACGGUACAGAUGUGGAUGCAGCCAACGCCGUGAAAGUAUUUGGGAAGUUGGGUUAUAAGGUGACGGUUUACAACGACCAGUCGGUGGAGCAGAUGAAACAGGUUUUAAUUUCUGUUUCACAGGACGAUCACAGCUGCUACGCCUCGUUUGUCUGUGUUCUGUUGAGUCACGGCGACGAGGGCGUGUUCUUUGGUACCGACGGCUCAGUAGAGCUCAAGUAUCUGACGUCACUUUUUCGCGGUGAUCGCUGUAAAUCCUUGUUGGGAAAGCCCAAACUCUUCUUCAUCCAGGCCUGCAGAGGCACCGAUCUGGACGCAGGCAUUGAAGCCGACAGUGGAGAAGAUGGCACUACCAGGAUCCCUGUGGAAGCAGACUUCCUCUAUGCCUUCUCCACAGCCCCAGGCUACUACUCAUGGAGGAACACCAUGACUGGGUCCUGGUUCAUGCAGUCGCUCUGUGACACCAUCAGCAGAUAUGGCAAAGAAUUGGAGCUGCAGCACAUCAUGGUUCGAGUGAACCACAAGGUGGCGGUAGAGUUCGAGUCCGUCUCCAAUUCACCAGGCUUUAAUGCGAGGAAACAAAUCCCAUGCAUUGUGUCAAUGCUGACCAAAGAGAUGUAUUUCUUCCCUUGAUGUCGUCUUUCCAUUGGACGACUCCAGCCAUUCAUUUGCAGAAGGAAGGCUUGAGUAUGUAUGAGGUGGUGUUUGUGUUGGUUUGUUUUAGUUUGCACUGUGACUGAAUAUCUUGUGAAAGUUCAGCUCGCAUAUUUCUGGGAGAAGAUGUGAUGCUAAGUCACAUUCCACAAGUACAUUUCUGAGAUGCGGUUUCGCAUUUUAAAAUUAUUAUUUUUGAUCCCCGCAGGACAAUAAUUUUGAAUUCUCUUUUAAACAUUUAAUCUCAAAUCUUUGUUUAAAACAAUGUUAAACAAAAGUGUUACAUAACGUAACAAAUCAUUAAUCUAAAAGAUGAAAUGUUAAUCCAAUCUCAGUUUUCUACCAGUGAAUGCCUCUUUUCUGUUUAUACUAAACGCAUUUCAGGGAAUUAUUUUCGGAGCCAGUUUGAUGGGACCUUUUUUUUAUAUUUGUUUGAUCAUGAAAACAUAAAUGAGCUUCCUGCCCACCAGCAUCAGCAGUUUUUAACUCAAUUUUCUAAACAAGACUCUAUUUUGAGGGAUCAUGUGUCAUUUCUGUGCUGUUUCUUUUCACUGUUGAGUCAGUGUAGUAACAUUAAGGUUCACAAGCGAUAAUCAUUCACUCGGUAAAUUAAAGGAUGUUGUGUAGCAAAUUCAGGAACACCCAUGCAGCUAUCAUGUGUCAUGUUGGUCUUAAAGCGCAUAAUUCCUUUUAUAAAUGUCAGACUUCAAAGCUUGCAUGAGAAGAGCCAGCCCACUUGCACGAUACUUGUAUUUGCUUAUCUCCAUACUUGAACACAUGUUUACAUUUCAUCAAAGGCAAUAGCUGUUGAAUUUCUCGUGGUUUUUAAAGUUAAAACCAGAUGCUUUUUUCACUUGCAAAUAUAUAGUUACAAAGCACAAUUUUGAUUGUGUACUGAUCCAGGUGCUGGUUAUUUGUGAGUAAAUAUUUACAGCAAACUAGCUGAAAUCCAUUUUUGCUGUUAAAUUAUUUCGCUAUUUGACAAUCCAGGUUGUCAUAUCCAUAGAACUUUGCUUGGGCAUCACUUUUGGCUUUUUUAUAUCACUAUUUUGUACGCAGUGAUACUUUGAGGUUGGUGUAAUGUUUUUUUCUGAAUUAAAAGCCACUUUUCAUUGUUC